UUCAGAUGGAAUAUAACUGUAAAUUCACAGAGAAAAAUCUAGGUGUUUAGGCUGUAAUUAAGCUCUUGCUCUCUUCCACUCUUUGGGAAGCAUAUUGGUUAUAUAUGCAAGUAAAUUACCAGUAAUGGUGACAAGAAGGCAACAUUUAAACAGAUGCAUUUAAAAGCUGUUAAAAAAUAAAGAAUCUACACAAUAUAGACACAACCUAAACAUAUUCCAUGACAGCCAGAUAUAUGCCAAAUUAGUUUAUUUAAAAAUUGAUUCUGUUCAAAGUUUUAAACAGAAGAUUCUAUAUCAUGUUUGAUGAAAGUGUGAAAUACUGUUUACAGGUUAAACAUUAGAAAUGUUUAUCAGUGUUUGAAAUGGGCCUGAGCUGAUUAAUACAUCAGUGCAGAGUGAAGUAAUUUAGCCCUACAUUAUGGAGCGCUCAGAAUUUGACACAUUUUAUUAUUGAAGAUUGUGUCUUAGCAUUGCUUAAAUAAAUGUUUUUUUUUAAUUAUUUAAAUAUAUUUAAUGUAAAUAUAGGCCUACUAUAAUCAGUUUUGAUAUACAUUCUUGUCUACUCUGAUGUUUUAAACACGCUACGGUCAUUAAAAUGUGCUGCGAAAGCAUAGAAAAGGCACAGAAAAUAAUUUAAAUUUAUAGGUUAACACUAUUUGUAAUCUACAUGUGUAUACAUAUUUUACCCUUGUUUUCUUUUUUUCCAGAGGGAAUUAUAAAAUAAGCUAAAGACUUUCAUGUUUACUACAACUUAAUUAUUAAUCAUGUACCAGUGUUUUAUAGCAAAUGUAACCAAAAAAUGUCCCACAUUAUAUGUCCCAGGUUAUAAUUUUUUGCAUUGUCAGCGAUACCAGACGCACAUUCACACACACAAUGGAAACAUGAACAGCUAGACGUGCUAAUGAAACGUAAAAUACUACUGCUUUUACUACUGUUGAUGUUUGGUGCAGCCAUCUUGUGUUCUGAACUUGUGGGUUUAUUCCAGUUGAAAUGUUCUACUUAGAACUUGGAAAUUUCCAGUUCUGAAUUCCUACUUCAGAUGGAAUGCAGUAUAAGGAUUCACAUUAGAGCUCGACCCAACCUGCCCCAUACACUGUCAUUUUGAGCCAAAGCCCGAAUUAAACCUGACCUUUUUUGACCAACCCACUCGUUAGGACUCCCCCUAUCACUAGUAAUGCCCCAACACACCAGGAGGAUGAAGACUAGCACACUCUUUCUCUGAUACAUGUGAAGUCAGCCACCGCUUCUUUUCGAGCUGCUGCUGAUGCAGCAUUGCCAAGCAGCCAGCACAUUUGGAGGAAAGCGCAGCGGCAGGUGAACCGAGGAACCUGAGGAAAGUGGUGGGAAAUCUCGAGCCAGGUCAGACCUUGGGUUGGGUUUGGGCAGAGAACCUAAGCUCUUAUUCACAUAUUGAACUUUGUGUUAUUGUGUUCUCAGUGACAUGUUGAACUACACUGCCAGUUUGAGGGAAUGUCAUUGCCAUCCACUGCAAAGGAGGCAAAGGUGUGGGAAAGGGCAAUGGCAGUGAUCUGAAGGUGCGGAUCAUAGUGAAAAGAGAGCAGGUGUUCCAGUGUGUCUGUGCCACGCAGACGAACUGUAGGCUGUUCCCAGAUACUGAAAACAAUGCCGUGGUGAUCAGCUUUCAGGAAGGGCCAGUGGUUUGUGGUGAUGUUAAGGUCAUGUUUGAAUCCAGGGCUGGUCUUCCAAAGGGGUAUGAGGACUAUCCUUUCUAUUUCUGGUUCAACACUUCAUUUGUAGAGAACAACAGGCUCUAUCUGUCAAGGGAGGAACUGGACAACCCACGUAAGUCCAAAACCUGGGACAUCUACAAGGAGGCUCCCUGCUCUGCUCCCUGCUCUGCUCCCUGCUCUGCUCCCUGCUCUGCUCCCUGCUCUGCUCCCUGCUCUGCUCCCUGCUCUGCUCCCUGCUCUGCUCCCUGCUCUGCUCUCUACUACUCUGGUCUGCUGCUGUGCUGGUUUGCUGCUGUGCUGCUCUGCUGCUGAAAGCUUGCUGUAAUCUUCAGCUUCUACACUUUUCUCUGUUUUCUUCUCUUUUACUCUCUUCACACUUACUAAUCCACUUUUAGUCUGCUUCCUCUUUGCUCUACACACCUAUUAAUCCACUCUCAGUCUACUUUUAUAGACUUUUUCCUCAGGUUUGCUGGAUUAGCUGUUUGCUGCUGCAGUUUGUUUGUGUAAGUUUCUAAUUUCAACUGAAACAAGGUGAGUGCUUUUUUUCUCCAUGGCUUCUGCUCAGGUUUACACCUGUUUAGAGUGUGGCAUGUAUAGCUUAGAUCCCUUAUCCACCGAUACUGGUAACAAUAGUGGUAUUUGUACUAAGUGUGAGAUAGUUAGCUCCUUGGUGGAUAAGGUGAAUAAGUUAGAGCUGCACGUCCGGGGUUUAAUAAGGGAUAGACAGCAGGAUUCACUGUUAGCAGCCCCGGGUGUCUCAGGGAGAGUUAGUACCCCCUUGACUCCGGCCUUAGAGCCCUCACAGCGGGGCGAAUGGGUAACGUCUCGGCGGCAUAGUCGAAAGGCUAAGGCUAAUGCUACCGCAAAGGCCACAGCCAGCCCACCUGAACACCACGCUCCCCCAGUUCACGUGUCAAACAGGUUUGCCCCGCUCAGUGAAGCACCAACUGAGGAGCCUGUUAAAGGUACUCUGGUGAUAGGAGACUCUAUCGUCCGACACGUGAAAUUAGCUACUCCUUUAGGGGCACCAGCGGCAACAGUUACUUGUUUACCGGGAGCCAGAGCACCGGACAUUAGUGGCAACCUUAGGUUAGGGAAUAGGAGAUAUUCGAGGGUAGUAAUUCAUGUAGGGGCCAAUGAUAUUCGUCUGCGGCAGUCUGAAGUAACUAAGGCUAAUAUUAAAGAGGUGAUUAAACAGGCCCAGACGCUGUCCGAGGAGGUAAUCUGCUCUGGCCCCAUCCCAAUGAGGCGUGGUGAUGAAGCUUACAGCAGGCUUUCUUCGCUGAACCGCUGGAUGUCCAAGUGGUGUGCAGAAAAUCAUGUGGGCUUUAUAGAUAACUGGCUACACUUUGAGGGCAAGCCUGGUCUUUUAGGUAGGGAUGGUGUCCACCCCACGCGGGAGGGUGCUGCCUUACUUUCAUGCAGCAUAGCUCAUAGUCUUUUAGUUAGUCUGCAGAGUAGUAUUAGAAGCUGCUGACAAUCCAGAGCCG
Messenger RNA from Astyanax mexicanus (Mexican tetra), 3181 nucleotides. RefSeq lists its product as uncharacterized. The record is from RefSeq and is a predicted model, not a curated record. The transcript is spliced from 7 exons. The coding region runs from base 2242 to 3168 and encodes 308 amino acids. NCBI's taxonomy places the organism in Eukaryota, Metazoa, Chordata, Actinopteri, Characiformes, Acestrorhamphidae.